CUCUUUUCUUCAGCAACACCAUACCAACAGCACUGUGUGGCAAAAAGGAGAGUCUCCUAAACAUGUGCUGCAAGAGCAUCUUCUUUCUGCCUCCGGAGUCGGAUGUGCCAGAGACAGGAGUGCUCUACGCCAAGACUAUGAAAGCCAUGGACACCAUGCUGGAGGGCUUCGUACGCAACUGUGCCAACACCAGUGUCAGCAUAGAGUUGGAGAAUAUGUUGAAGGUGAUGCUGGACUUUGCUGUCUCCAAAGACUCAGCUGUGCGUGAGAGCGCUGUGAGGAGGAUUGAGAGGCUGGGUGAUUUCAUCAUCAGUUAUUUUGUGAGCGAGAUCACAGAUGACUAUGAAAACUAUAGCGAUGAUGAGCCCACAGAGCUCUACAUCCCCAUCCUGGGACAGCUGCUGGGCAUCCUCUUCAUUUUCACCAGUGACAAAGAUUCCAUCAGAUUCACAGCUUUAGAAACUCUUUCUCACAUAUACAAAAUCAUCAGAAAAGGAAGAGAAUGCAUAUUGAGAGAGGACAUGCUAUAUUAUGCAGUGAGACACAAGAAAUUGGAGUAUGCAAAACUUCCAUUUUCUACAACAUCAACUCCGUGUGAAAUUGCCAAGGUAAUGAGCUCUGGCCUUGCUGGGGAUCUUGUCCGCAGCAUCAGCAGGCAUCUCGUGUGAGCAAAGGGGUCCAGAACCGGUGGGGCUGGCACGGCCUCACUCGCCCUGCUGAGAGGGUUCCUCUUGUCCCCAGGCUGGGGCUAUGCGAAGGCUGCUCCCCUGUGUCCCGGCAGCAGCUCCACCCUCCUGGCCACCAGCAAGCCCUGGUUACCUGCAGGGCCAGCACUCUGGCCCCAUAUGCCCCAUCCUCACCCCUUCCCCCGAGGGCCCUCUCUCCAGAGCUGCCCUUGCUGCUCAGCUAAGCAGCACCCUUGGGACACUCAGUGAGGCAUGUCUUCGCUCCUCCUUCUUCCCACAGGGGUUUGGAGGACAUCUCUUCCCUGAUGAGAGGCUGGACAUCAUCCUCACAGCCCUUGAAGCUUUACAAGACUCCAGCAUCCAUGACAAGCAGGGGGCCUGCAGCGUGCUGGACGCAGCCUUGGAGGACCCUUUCUACUGGCUGAA
Messenger RNA from Anas platyrhynchos (mallard), 1112 nucleotides. The record is from RefSeq and is a predicted model, not a curated record. NCBI's taxonomy places the organism in Eukaryota, Metazoa, Chordata, Aves, Anseriformes, Anatidae.